Molecule: messenger RNA, 1152 nt
Organism: Cryptomeria japonica (Japanese cedar)
Lineage: Eukaryota; Viridiplantae; Streptophyta; Pinopsida; Cupressales; Cupressaceae
Exons: 3
Coding region: 214-1137 (307 amino acids)
Source: RefSeq, a predicted model, not a curated record
UGGCCAUUACAAUUUCGUGAUGGACUUAAGUUAUGCAAGAAGAUAACAUUAUCGACCAUGCUCCGUCCACUCUGUCGUUUACAUAUGAAAUCCCGUCUUCCAUAGCUUGCGACACUUCCAGACAAUAGUAGCACCCGAAAAUUAAAAAACCCAUUUGAAUUCAGGGCUACGAAUUUCCAAUCAAAGGAGCUCACUUUUUUCAAAAUACUUACAAUGGCAUUGCUUUCACCUGUAACAUUUGAUAUCAGUUUCCUGCGUUUUAACGGAGGUUCCCCCGUCCAAUGUGUUAAAUUUCCUUCCAUGCAAGCAAAAUUCAGAACCCGGGCUCAACAGGAAGAUCAAUUUCCACCGCAAAAUAAUGAUCAAAUGUCUCCCGCUGUAAAGCGCGCCUUUGAGAAAGCACAAUUGUAUAAAAAGAAGAGGGAGGGGGCUCAGCAGUCUGCUCAAAAUGACGCACCUCAAUUGCCUUCCUCUCAAGGUGACACAGUGUCUGACACAUUUGAUCAGUCAAAGGCAUAUGGAUGGAAGCAAGGUGAAAAGAGUCGCACAAAGGAAGACAAUGCAGCAGACAAGGAGAGUGAAACGGAUAAUGCUAAGGAAGAUAAUAUAGUGGAGGUGGAAAUAAUCACCAGAGAUGGUGUUAUCAAAAGGAAAUAUACACCAACUAGCCAGGCUUCUUCCAAUAUGAAAGAUUACAGAAGGAAGGGAAUUUCCAGCAUAGAUUUUGUUGGAUUGGAUUUUGCUGACAAGAAGUCAAAACGAGAGCUGCCUGCUGGUCUGAAAGCUGUUCCUCAAUCUCCUCCUUCUGGGUCAAUGCCUGAAGCUGAACUUAUUGUAGGAGAUGUUUCAAAAUUUGGAGUUACAACACCAGAAAAAGAUAAUGAAAUAUCUGAUUUAUACAAGCCCAAGGUUUCCACUUGGGGAGUCUUUCCAAGGCCCAAAAACAUAUCGAAAGCGUAUGGUGGUGGAAAGGUGAUUCGUCCUGGGGGUGUACUUGAAAGUAAAGAAGAGAAGGAAGCUCGUGAAGCUCGAACAAAGAAACUUACUGAUGCUUAUAAGGAGAAGAUGGGUGAAAAUGUAGAUCCAAAGGUCAAGGCAAAGUGUGAAAAGGUAAAGGGAGAAAAUGCCAUAAUUUGACAAGAAGAUUGUCUA